Messenger RNA from Trematomus bernacchii (emerald rockcod), 869 nucleotides. RefSeq lists its product as uncharacterized. Gene Ontology annotation, biological process: T cell costimulation; cell surface receptor signaling pathway; negative regulation of T cell proliferation. The record is from RefSeq and is a predicted model, not a curated record. Bases 124 to 834 code for a protein of 236 amino acids. Lineage: Eukaryota; Metazoa; Chordata; Actinopteri; Perciformes; Nototheniidae. The transcript is spliced from 4 exons. Gene Ontology annotation, cellular component: external side of plasma membrane.
CUUGUUGAAACACCAAGGUGAAACUAUCCUUUUGUUUUUCAUCGGACAUAUUCAGCAUGAUAUCCAGAAGACAGAGCUGUCAGCACUGAGGUCUCUACAGUCUCAAAUCUUUACAGGAAGAAGAUGACCUUCAUCAUCCUGCUGCUCCUCUUCCUCACCCCCCGUGUCUCUGGAACAUUUGUAGUGAAUGUGACUCAGACUUCCUAUCAGGCAGAGGAGAACCAGAACAUCACCCUGGAGUGGACCUUCAGCACCAGAACAGACACUUCCCUACACUACCUUUUUAUCGUCUGUCAGCUGUUCACUUAUAAAAGGACCUACGUCCUCUUUCAUCUCCAUGGAGGUAUUGAAACCCCAGAUUCUCAGGAUCCAGAGUUUGCAGGACGAGUCCAGUGGAACAAAGACGUCCUCACAGAAGGACGCCUCACACUUCAUGUCUCCAGACUCAGGACCAGUGACUCUGGGUUUUAUCGGUGUGACAUACUCGUACAUGAUGGGAGUAACUCCAGCAGAUGCUGGCUCAACGUCACUGCUGCUAAAGACUUAAAACCUCAGAGAACAACAGAGAGUCCACAAAAAGAGUGUCGCAGAACACACGUUGGAGUACCAGCAGCUGUUCUGAUUCUCUUUGUCGUCAGCAUUGCCUACAUUGUUUUAAGAAGAUAUAAGAGAAGAAACAAUGAAGCUAUGCAGAUGGAGAGUUCAUCAGAGAAACAAACCAUCAAGACUAACAUGUCUCCGUCUGAAUCUGAGCAUAAAGUGAGAUUCUCCAACAGCAGGGAUACGGUCGAAUUGUCAGUUAAGCUUAGGAACCUUCCUAACGGAGUUAAAUGACCCGGAAUACUUACUGAUAUACACCUGAACAUCAG